CCUGGUGCUCACACCCUUACAGGGAAGACGGUGCGGACAGUGGAGGCUUGGGACAGCCGGGCGCCCUGGACUGCCGUGGCUGUCAUGCCCGCCCCCCACACCAGCAUCACCCUGGCCAGUGCUGAUUCCACCCUGCGGUUCGUGGACUGUCGGAAGCCUGGACUGCAGCACGAAUUCCGCCUGGGGGGCGGCCUGAACGCCGGCCUCGUCCGAUCCCUGGCCGUUAGCCCCAGUGGCCGAAGCGUCGUAGCGGGCUUCUCCACAGGCUUCAUGGUGCUCCUGGACACCAGGACCGGACUUGUCCUUCGAGGGUGGCCGGCUCACGAGGGUGACAUCCUGCAGAUUAAGGCGGUGGAAGGGAGCACCCUCAUCAGCUCCUCCUCGGACCACUCCCUGACUGUCUGGAAAGAGCUGGAGCAGAAGCCCACCCAUCACUACAAGUCCCCAUCUGACCCCAUUCACACCUUCGACCUCUAUGGCAGCGAGGUGGUGACGGGCACCGUGGCCAACAAGAUUGGCGUCUGCUCCCUGACGGAGCCGCCCUCGCAGGCCACCACCAAGCUGAGCUCCGAGAACUUCCGGGGGACGCUCACAAGCCUAGCUGUGCUGCCCACCAAGCGCCACCUCUUGCUGGGCUCGGACAACGGGGCCAUCCGGCUCCUGGCCUAGGCAAGGGACGUGCUCGGGACGGAGCAAGCGCAGCCGCUU
This is a messenger RNA of Sarcophilus harrisii (Tasmanian devil), 708 nucleotides long. Its product is annotated as WD repeat-containing protein 81-like. Gene Ontology annotation, cellular component: mitochondrion. Gene Ontology annotation, molecular function: phosphatidylinositol 3-kinase regulator activity; protein binding. The transcript has 3 exons. The annotation marks the transcript as partial. NCBI's taxonomy places the organism in Eukaryota, Metazoa, Chordata, Mammalia, Dasyuromorphia, Dasyuridae. Gene Ontology annotation, biological process: aggrephagy. The record is from RefSeq and is a predicted model, not a curated record.